Molecule: messenger RNA, 1035 nt
Organism: Alnus glutinosa
Lineage: Eukaryota; Viridiplantae; Streptophyta; Magnoliopsida; Fagales; Betulaceae
Exons: 7
Coding region: 183-710 (175 amino acids)
Source: RefSeq, a predicted model, not a curated record
AUUAGGAAAUAAAUAAAUAUCACUACGUCCAAACAAUAGGAAAUAAACUGAAAAACUCAACUGAUUACUGAAGUUUGCUCACUCUCAUACGCUCCGCAGACAUUUCCGCUGGUUCAACUGCCCUGCUUGUAAUUUAUUUGAUCAUUGGGUUUUGGUAGUGGAAGGGCGACAAGGCAGCAAUCAUGGAUGUUGAUUCGCAGCCAACUAUGGAGGAGACUAUUUUGGUUGGUGACGAUCUGAUGAUGGGGCCACCAUCACCUCUCAUUCCACCAGAAAUUGCCUCUCAUGUGCUUGAAGGAGUUGAUUUAUGUGAUGGGAUUCUGAGGAAUCUAUUUUUGUGCUUGCAAAUCAAUGACAUUGAGCCUUUCUGUCAAGAUGAGAUUGCUUUGUAUCGACAAUGCACUGAAAAAAGGGAUAAGGAACUAAGACAACGACUUCAAGAUAGUGAGAGAAAAUUGGGUUUAUCAAUGCCUUUAGAUGAAGCAAAAGAGAGAGCUGCUCAACUUGAAUCAGAAGUUACAUCACUGGAGAGGCGUUUGAUUCUUGCUACUGGAGUCGAAGGCAUGGAAGGAUUUCGCCAGAGAUGGAGCUUGCAUGGUCGCUUCACAGAUACCAAGAGAAGGUUGGAGUCCUUAAAACAGGGAAUGGAGAAUAGAAAAAAGGAUGAGCCUGUUGGAGGUUCGACUGCCAAAAGAUGGUCUUUUUGGUGAAGUGUUCAAGAGGCUUAUCUUCGGCAUGAUUAUUGAUGGACAUGCUCAGCAGCAUGGAACAGAAACAUACACCAAGCUCUUGGUAAGCUGAGUGGUUAGAGUCGGAGUUUAUUAUGUCAUAAUUAGCCAUCAUUUUCAAAGCCUUUGAACGACCCCCAUUUAGAACAUUUGAGUCGGACGUGUUUUGGUGCUAAAUAGCGCAUGAAAUAUGAAUAAAGUUCCGUUUUAUUACUGAGUCUAUGAAAAGGGUUAGUAAGAUGGAUAUGUGAAUAGACAGUGUAUAUCUUUUUGAAGAAAAUGGAGAUUUUCCGUUGUUUCAGUUGUU